UAUAUAAAAGCCAAAAACCCAGCGCAAGUCCACGUUUCUCUCUCCGAUUCAUCGCGCACAAAAAUGGAGUCGUUCUUACGAUCCUGGACUGGUCAGGACCCAAACCCUGACGAUUACCGCAACAUUCAGUUCUGGUCCAACCCUGAGCGUUCCGGUUGGCUCAUGAAGCAAGGCGAUUACCUCAAGAAUUGGCGGCGCCGCUGGUUUGUCCUCAAGCAAGGCAAGCUCCUCUGGUUCAAGGACAACCGCGUCCUCAGCUCCUCAAUUCCUCGCGGCGUCAUCCCCGUCGGCAACUGCUUGACUGUGAAAGGCGCCGAAGACGUCCUCAAUAAGCCUUUUGCCUUUGAGCUUUCCACCAGCCAAGACACCAUGUAUUUUAUCGCCGAUUCCGAGAAGGAGAAGGAGGAGUGGAUCAAUUCGAUUGGUAGGUCUAUUGUGCAGCACUCAAGGUCUGUCACUGAUUCCGAGGUCGUUGAUUACGAUAGCAAACGGUAAUUUUGAAGAUUUUUGCUUCUCUUUCUCGUAUAAAAUAGGCACUCUACUUCUUGUUGUUGUUUGGUGUUAUAUUCUCUCUGUGUGCGUGUUUGCGCGCGUGUGCUUGUGUAUGUAAUUGUGGAUCUGUCUGGUUCUUGCUUUCUUUAAUUGGAAGGGCUAUUUGGUUA
Messenger RNA from Manihot esculenta (cassava), 662 nucleotides. Its product is annotated as pleckstrin homology domain-containing protein 1. The transcript has a single exon. Lineage: Eukaryota; Viridiplantae; Streptophyta; Magnoliopsida; Malpighiales; Euphorbiaceae. The record is from RefSeq and is a predicted model, not a curated record. The coding region runs from base 64 to 495 and encodes 143 amino acids.